AUGAUUUCAACAAUCGGCACAACAACAAUUCAAACAACAGCACCAAACUCUUUAGUCAUGAAUCCAACAUCUAUGUUAGUAGAAAUGAAAAGCUUCAUUCCUUCUUCAUAUACUUUUGAAACAGAAAUCCAGAAGAUAAAGCAAGAACUUUUAACAAGUAAUUUAGACUGUAGUGCGAAAGAUGAAACAAAUGAACAGUAUCUUUAUGAAAUGCAGGACAUUAUUGACCAUUUACCCAAAUUGCCUGAAAUCCAACAACAAAAACUCACUAUUCCUGAAUUCGACGAAAUAGAAGUCAAAGCAACUGACUCAGUAGAAAUAAAGAAGUUCAUACGAAAGGUAAACUAUGAGUUUCUAGGAUUUCAUUGCAACCAUAAGGUUAUGGACAAAGAUUGCGACAUGGUAUAUAAGAAUGUUUCUGACAUAUAUAAAUCUGAAGAAUUUAAGACCUACGACAACUUUGUUUCAUUAGUUGCAAAAUGUGUAUGG
Messenger RNA from Trichomonas vaginalis G3, 489 nucleotides. Its product is annotated as organellar and viral DNA polymerase type B. Lineage: Eukaryota; Parabasalia; Trichomonadida; Trichomonadidae. The transcript has a single exon. The annotation marks the transcript as partial. The record is from RefSeq and is a predicted model, not a curated record.